AUGGUCAGAACAUAUGCCUUUAAUCCGUCAAUGCAAAGCUCCAUGGACAUUCCUGGAGGCCCAUCUGUGACUUUCAAAUCCUUCACAAUGAAGCCAAGGACGCCAAUAUCGUAUGUUUCAUACUGUAGUUUUUGUAAAUUUAGAUAUAUAGCCUAGAUUUGUAGCUAUCGAAAAAUGUAUUUUCCGCUCAUCCUUGUUUUCUAUUACCGUCAAAAUCGCAACCAAAAACACUCUUAAUUCAAAAAAUGCGAAUUUUUGGCCAAUUCAAUGUAGAAACGUCGAUAAUACCAGUAAUACGCUUACUAAAAGUCUCGUAUAUAUUAGGAAAUUGUAAUUUUUAUUUGCGCCACGUUUUUUCAAACCCAUUUUUCAAUUUCCUACCGAGAGAAACACUUGACCCAACCGUGGGUCAACUGUUUCCCUGGUGCCGCAAUUCGCACCAGACUUGAUAUUUUCAAUUCCAGCCGAGUAAACCCACUUCCCCGGCUUCUAAACCCUCCACAAAGCGCAGUUCGCUCCGUAAUCCCAGUUACAAAUCAUCAACGAAAUCCAAUCCAAGUCUCGAGGCGAUGCCCACUCGAGCCGAUUGACAGUUACAACCUAAACCGGAGUUUGGAGUCGCUAAACGAACCAAAUAUCCUUCUUCCUCCGGAAAAACUGUUUUCCUCAAAAUCGAUCAGUAAUUUGAGCAAACUCGACCUGUCCUUGGAUGACAACACAACUCUCCUUGGGGUCCAAUCGAUCGUCGUCAACGGCCAGCGUUACUUUCGGCCGUUGGAUGAAGACGCAAACCGAGUGCUAAAUGAGCAGUUCAAGACGUUAAAAGUGAUAAAUUCAGGGAGAUAUGGCAAUGAGUUUAACGACUUCAAUGCAGCGUUCAGCGCUUUAGGUGAGACUUUGGAUUUUUUGUUUUGAAAUGAAAUUUUUCGGUCUUAAAAUUGAAUUGUUUGUGUUUUAGCGCUUGCUGCUGAACAGAACAGACGUUCCGAGAGAUCGGAGAGAAGCCAAGGGCAGGGUGAAGCGCUGAGAGUUGACAAUGGCCUCCGAGAAAUCCCUGAGAAUCGAAUUGCAAGACUUAAACUCAACGUCUUGGAGAACAACAACAAUUACAUGCCAAAUGAGAGGAUUGGGUAUAAGGUGAGAGCACUAAGGUAUGAGAGAAAGAUCAUGUGUCAGGAUUUGUCGGAAAGAUGGCCUUCCUGUUCCUAGAAACAGAAUCGUUUUUUCCAAUAAUGACGCAAGUUCUGAACUCGAAGACUCGUUUUUCGCAUUUGUAAUGCCUUCUUCGGUUCUAGAAAGAAAUAUCCAAAGUCCAGUAACUUCUUGGAAUCCUUUCCCGACAGACCGAUACGGAAAAAAGUAUUUUUCUCUCUGGCCACUCUCCACAUUUCGCGUACUCUCUCGACAGCAAAGAUUGUUGAAUAUCGCGGCUGCCUCUGCAAAGUGCAAGCUAAAACUUUCCGGCGUAUGCCUGGUAUUCGUGCCAAAUUUGAAGAAAAUCUGAGCGUCGUGCUUGGAGUACUUCCCUUGCGAAUUUAGAGUACUUGCUCUGUAUGAAAGGCGGUAAACAAUAUUAUUUCGUAUUUUUUCCACGGUGAGCUAUACAAAAAUUCCUACCACUUGGUUUAUUAUUCAAAUAUUCGUCUAGUGGUCGUAUAAUAUUUAUACACAAAGUCCUCAAAAGGUUCGCUUUUUUUGUUCGUUUCGUCGGGAUUUCGCUACAAAUCCUUUUGAAAUACGGCUGUAACCAAGGAAAUUGGAUGUGAAAAAAACGGAGGUCCACAAGAAUGAGCAGAGUGCUGGUCAGUCGGAAACAAUAUUCACCGCUUCAACGGCAUUCCCUUCAGCGGCUUUUGAAGACUACAUAUAAUAAGUCGAAAACGAAGGGUUGACUAGGCUUAGGGGAUUAAUAAAGAAAGUUUAACUUAUUGUCACAGUUGAGAGAUGUUUUAUACUAGUCGCGCCAUAAAGUCCAUGGAAUUGUUUUCGCCGACAUCGCGGAUUCGAUCGCCGAAAAGUGCAUGUCGCUAGUGCCAAAACGGGAAGUCGCAGCGGCAAAGGCGGAAAAAUGCACUGCGCAAAUUGCACGGACUUCAUGGCGCGACUAGUAGUUCAGAGGGGAACUACAACAAACAGCUGUUGAGAAUAAAUACGGCAACUUCCGCUGCCAGACCAAUUAUCAGUUAGAUUUUACUAGUCAUCAUUGAGACCAGUUAUCAUUUAGAGCUAGUUACCAUAGGAAAAGAAGAGAAAGCCAUCAAACCGUUCGUCGCUUUUCGUUUGGGGAAACUUCAUUUCUCUGACUGUCUGCAGUCUCUUCAAACCUGUGAUCUUAUUCCAGUCUGUCGGGAAACGUCACUUUCUAAGGUAAAAGCUUCAACAAAAGAUCGCUGAAUAUCUCCUCGAUAGAUGAAACGUGCCAACCGUUGAGUGGUGCAUGGCCUAUACAAAAAACUUGAGGUUUUGCAGGUGAAAGACUAUGGAAAAUGAUGAAAUAUAGGCGGAGUAAAACUGUUCCCUAUGUGAAUAUUGUUUCGCCAGAGCUUUUAUGGGAGAAUCCUACUCUGGUGAAACUUGUUAUUUCUUUCCGUCGAACGUGCCUUUGGCUUUAUUUUCUUCAGCACGUCCAAAUCAAAUAUUGACUCAAAUUUAACUCAAAACUCCAAUUUUUUGACUCGUUGUAACUAAAUUUACGGAUAUUUUGUUGUUGUUGUGACUUUUAUUGCAAAUUGCUAACUAUUUUUACCGCUUUUCGAUAAUUUAAUGUUAAAAGUGCUAAUAAUAAGUUGUUGUUGUUGCAGUUCCCUCCACAUGAGACUCCCUCACAUGACAGUGGAAUUGUAAUGGACAAUGACUUGCCAUGGGCACGGGGCAAUCCCCAGCCCCGAAAUGGAAAGAGAGGUACCGCGGGAUGGAGUCAGAAUCAACGAAUCGGAUACGGGAGCUCAUUCCUUGGGGAUUCGUAUGGAUCCGUCAGAGUAAGUUUGUUUGUUUUUACUACGGUAACUGUAUACAUAGGCUGUCAAUUCCUUUCUCUCUAAACAAAAUUUUGUUACUGUAUGUACUAUUUUAUGUUUUAUAGCCGUCGUUGUAUUAUAACCGUCCCUUGACGCCCAUUUAUCGUCCAUACUCUUUAUAUGUAAGUAGAGUGAGAGUGAUGGCUUGAGUAGUUAGUUUAUCUGUCAGCCGGAAAAAAUACUACAAAAAGUCCUGACAAUUUUUGCAUUGAGUUAUUAGGCGGUUCUGGCGCACUUUGAAAAAAUGAUUGUCGUUGAUUAUCAGGACUUUUUCACUCGUUGCCCGAUUAAAAUGUUGCGGCCAGGUUUUUUGCGGUGCACUGAGACAUGCCAUCAGUUUUUGGCCCACUUAUCAGUGUGUCAGGAACAUAAUGAUCGCAAUGUUGCUGCACCGAUCUUUGCGUUGAACAGGAAAGCUGCUCAUUUCGAAAAAUAGUUGGAUGAAUUUUUUGCCAGUGGCUCUCAGUUUUUUAAAUCCUUAAAAUCAGACUCCCAAGUUUUUUCGAAUUUUGCCUGAAGGCAAAGUUAAGAACAAAAACCAUCUAAAAAGACUCACAGUUUUGAAAUAGAAAACCCUAGAAGUUUCUCCUCUUUUCGUCCCAUCCACAAACUAGAAUUCAUACUUCCAGCAUACGGUAUAACAAUUGCUCAACAUUGUCACCCAAAAAGCCUUAUAACGGCCUCAAAGAAAAGCCUUAUUAUUCUGUCUUGGACACAUGUAUGCCAAGGUUUCUCACGUUCAUGUGAUUGAAAGCACCACACGAAGCCCUGCGGCUAUGUUUUUCACACUGUUAAUGCGAUUGGUUUCGUUGAAGGGAUUCUUAUUUGGGGCAUAGGGGUCUUAUGUUAGCCAAUGUUUUCUUCUGGAAAUACGGCCAUUUUUUGCGGAAAAUUUUCUCGCGGCAGUUUGUUUUUGAGUUGUUUGUUGGUGUAGUGGAGGGUUGUCUUGUAUUAUGGUUAUUUUUGGCAGUUGCAAGGCAAAAGCCAAGUAGACUUUUUGGUUAAAAAAGGAGAAAAUUUCGAUUUUUUUUGGCGAUCAUUUUUAGCUUAUGCUUUCCAAAAAACCGGCAUUUUCUGGCCAAAAAAUAAAUAAUAAGUUAACUUUCAGUUCAAUUGAAAAAAUUGGGUUUUUGAAAAUGAUUUGAGCGUGAUGGAAAUUUGUCUAGAUGUUUUAUAAAAUUUAUAAAACUUUUUAGGGCCGGCUGGGCCGACCUUUCAAGAUUUUAAUGGCUUGAUCUCGGACCGGCCCGGUUUGAAGUCAGCAUAACCAGAGUUUGGAAAAUUAGGAAAGCCGGCAACAGAAAAAAUAGUGAUUUCAGUCUGUCGGGAAAAUAAUGAGCACACCGUCGCUGCGCCAAUUGAAGUGAAGAAGAUUUGAUUUUCCUGCGGCACAAUUCGUUUUCUCGGCGGCGAUGCGAUUUUUGAUGUGACAGAGUGCUCAUUAUUUUCCCGACAGACUGAUAUCUGCUCUUUUGUUUAGGCUACAGCCUUCCUUUCUGAAAAAAAAACAAUCAAAAAAUAUCAAUUAUAUAUAUGCAACAUCUAAAUUUAUGCCAAAUUACAUCAAAUUCUACGUCUUUUUUGCAACACAACAUUUAUUCUCGUAUUUUAAAAUUCAAAAAAAAAAAUUUCCAGGAUGACUUUGCUAUGCAAACCUCCGCUCCACCUCCAAUAGACUCCAAUUUCAACACAACAAAUCGCUCGCUGGGUGCUACAAUUCUAAGCGAUCCGCUGGUGAAUCGGCCCGCUUAUUACGACCCAAUCGAGGAGUCGAAGCGUUGGGAAAAGGAGCAACAUCGCUUGGACUUGUUGCAUCAAAUUCAAGAGAACGAACAAAGGAAAAGAUUGGAGAAGCAAAAGGAGUGGGAGGAAGACGAACGCGAGAGAUUACGGUGAGAAAAGAGGAGGGUAAAAUACGGGGUUUUAUGUUACAAAUCCUACUUUUUUGUAGAAAAAAGAGUUUCUUUACACUUUGCAAAUUUACCGGGUUAUUCAAAGAGGUAAAUGUUGGGAUUUUUCGGUGUAUUUUUUGAGAUUUUUUCUGAUUUUUUUCGAAAAAAAAAAUUUUUUUAAAUUAAUUUUUAAAACACGAUUUUUGAGUCACUGAAUCAGCCGCCAGUUAGGCCUGGACAUAGGAAAAAAUCGAUUUUGAGUUUUUGAUUUUAAAAUGACUGUAGGCAUCCUAUAAACAUAAUGCUGAAAUAUUUUUGCCCAAUUCCUUCUUUAACCUACUGUAAUUUACAAUUUAAUGAUUUUACAGUAAUCGACCAUUACAAGAAAACUACAGAUUAGAAAUGGCUGAAAUUGGUAAUACUUAUGUUUUAGGCCAUGCCCAUCAUAACAGACACAUAAUUUUGGCAGUCGGGUUACUGUAACAUACCGCAAUAUAGGUUCGGCCGCACAAAAUCGGCCAUAAAAAAUUUGUUUCUGAAAACCCGCAGCUGAUUUUUACAUAUGUUAAUCAGCGUAAAAUUCUGCCCUAGAAACAUUAAAAAAAAGUGUAAAAAGCCAUGAUCCGUUUUUCGUGGUAUAGUGGAUUUUGGCCAAAUUUAGUAAUCCAAGGGUCGCGAGUUCGAUCCCCGUGGAACCAAAAUCCGUAAUACUGCCCAAAAUCAUAAAAAGUCAAUUGGGCUGAAUUGUAUAGCAUGCAUGGGAAGUAUGAAAACCUUUAUAAAAAGUGAUUCGCAUUUUUGAAAGCAUUUUUUGAAGAUGACAUCAGAAUUUUGUUUUUCGUGGAUUACGGUGCAAAUUGAGUUUAGGAAAGUUGGUAAAAAUUACUGUAUAGAGGUUUUCAAGCCUUCUAAAUUCAAUGGGACAAAUUUUUCGGACCUAGGAUUACUGUAACAUAGACAAAACGGAUUUCGGCCGCUAAAAAUCGGCCGUAAAAACGUUGAUUUCAAAGAAAACUCCGUUAAUUAUACGAUUUUUGGAAUCAGCGUAAAAUUCCACACUAUAUCAACUCAAAACACAGUCGUGCUGUCAAAUACUUUUUUCUCUUUGGUGAAUUAUUUUCAUAUUUGAAAAUUGUAAAUAAAACCGCAUUAGCAAUGGAAUUAGACAAAAAUAUUUUAAAGCUACAUUUUAUUGGUGGUUGUACAUACUUGUAGCCAAGAAACUUUGGAUUUUAUUUUUCGAUUUCCGCGGAUGACUUCACUCACCCCAAAAUUUGUGAUUUUACGGCAAAAAAUUCUGUAAAAUUCAAGCGGUCAACUAAGGUACAGUAUGUAAUGAUUCUAGAGCCAAAUUUCACGCUGAUUCCAAAAAUCGUAGUAUUAAUGGCGUUUUCUUUGAAAUCAACGCUUUUACGGCCGAUUUUUAGCGGCCGAAAUCCGUUUUGUCUAUGUUAUAGUAAUCCUAGGUCCGAAAAAUUUAUCCCAUUGAAUUUAGAAGGCUUGAAAACCUCUAUACAGUAAUUUUUACCAACUUUCCUAAACUCAAUUUGCACCGUAAUCCACGAAAAACAAAAUUCUGAUGUCAUCUUCAAAAAAUGCUUUCAAAAAUGCGAAUCACUUUUUAUAAAGGUUUUCAUACUUCCCAUGCAUGCUAUACAAUUCAGCCCAAUUGAUUUUUUAUGAUUUUGGGCAGUAUUACGGAUUUUGGUUCCACGGGGAUCGAACUCGCGACCCUUGGAUUACUAAAUUUGGCCUAAAUCCACUAUACCACGAAAAACGGAUCAUGGCUUUUUACACUUUUUUUUAAUGUUUCUAGGGCAGAAUUUUACGCUGAUUAACAUAUGUAAAAAUCAGCUGCGGGUUUUCAGAAACAAAUUUUUUAUGGCUGAUUUUGUGCGGCUGAACCUAUAUUGCGGUAUGUUACAGUAACCCGACUGCCAAAAUUAUGUGUCUGUUAUGAUGGGCAUGGCCUAAAACAUAAGUAUUACCAAUUUCAGCCAUUUCUAAUCUGUAGUUUUCUUGUAAUGGUCGAUUACUGUAAAAUCAUUAAAUUGUAAAUUACAGUAGGUUAAAGAAGGAAUUGGGCAAAAUAUUUCAGCAUUAUGUUUAUAGGAUGCCUACAGUCAUUUUAAAAUCAAAAACUCAAAAUCGAUUUUUUCCUAUGUCCAUGGCUGAUCCAGUGACUCAGAAAUCGUGUUUUAAUUAAUUGGACAUAGGCCGGAUACCAAUUCCUGAAAAUUUUAACCCGCGCUUUCCAUGGAGAGCCAAGAUAUUCAACGAUUUUUGCGGCCAAGAGACCACGCAAGACGUUGAGAGUGUCCAGAAGUAAAACGCUUUUUCGGUCGCAACCUUCCCAAGUCGAUUUUUGUGUGAAAAGUAAAAAAAGCGGACGUUGCGUAGUGCAAAAAAAAAACUAAAACUCCAAAAUUCACUGUGGGAAAUGGUGUUUUCGGAGGAAAGCGCACUGUGCAAAUUAUCAAGAAUUUUUGUCCCGAAAGCAGCAAAAAAAUGCUGAAUUUUUGGCAUAACUUGUGAUCUCAAAAUAUCACUGGUUUCUGUAGAGCGCGAGUUGGAAAUGUAACAUAUUUUUCGCAAAAGUUUAAUUUGACUUUGCGCCGAAUUUCAUCAACAUAAAUAUAUCAGUCUCUCGGGAAAAUAAUGAGCACUCUGUCGCAUCAAAAAUUGCAUUGUCGCUGAAAAAAAUUAAUCGUGUCGCGGCAAAAGAAAAUUGCUUUUCACUUCAGCGACGCGAUCGGCACAGCGACAUUUGCUCAUUAUUUUCCCGACAGACUGAUCUGAGUGUCGCAAUUUGAACACUUUCUUUUUUUAUAGCGAUUUUUUUUGCCACUCUAUAAAGAGAAGAAAAAAAUGGGCGUAUUUUACCUUCUAACCCUCGCAAAAUUCCAGUGCCGAGCGCACCGUUCAACGGCAACGCGCGGAAAUGGAGCGGGAACAAGAGGAAGUGAAGCAUCGGCAAGCCAUGGCCGAACUCAAAGCCCAACGCGCCGCGUUGGAGGCCGAAAAUCAGCGGAUGGCACGGCGUGGUCGGUCGCCGGUGCCGUCCGAGAAUCGCCAGAACUUUCGCAAACAUUCCACACAUGAGGCGGUAGGCACGCCCGCACCUCAACUGGAGUGGUGGGAGCGGAAGAAAACGUGGGAAGAGCGGCAGAAGGAGACGCAGUCGCCGGUCAUACCGGCCCUGCGGAACCGCACCAACGAGCCGAACCGUGGGCUCAGCCGCAGCAAUAGUAAGAGUGGAGAGAGUGCGACUCCGCUGAACAUUGACAGCACUUCGGAGAGUGGAAGGUCCAGGGUGAGGAGCAAUCGAAGACUCAGCAGGGGAAGUCAAGCCGCGUCGAUUGACAGUUCUGUUUCGAGAAGGUCGAAUAGCACUGAGGUAGGUGCUGCUUUUUUAUGCUAUCUUGUCGGGAAAAUAAUGAAAUAAUGAACACAAUGUCGCUGCGCCGGUUGUGUCACUGAAACGAAAAAUAAUCGUGCAGGAAAAUCAAAUUGCUUUUCACUUCAGCUACUCGAUUUUCGGAGGGUGCUCAUUACUUUCCCGACACGCUGGUAGUCCAAAAAAGUCGACGGAGUGAUUUCUACGACAUGCACUGUGCGAAAACAAAACUUCACUUUGCACUGUGCAAUUUUUUCUUUUUUGCACCGUGCAAAUGGCUUUUUUGAGCUGUCGCUCGCACCCUGUCCUUUUUACACAGUGCAAGCUCUAAAAAUCAGUCCGCGACUUUCCGGAAGGACUAGUAAGACAGUGAAAAAUCUUUACAACUAACUUCCAUGCAACAAAGCCUGUUUAUAACGAAUAAGUUUGGAGGUUACAAGUGGUUGCUUUGGACUUAACUUAGACUUUGUAAAACGACGACUUUCUAUAACGAAUGAUCUUCUUGCUCCCUGGCGAUUCAUUGUGCAGGGGCUUGACUGCACUUGUGCAUGCAGUUGAGCCUCCGUACAACGAAUCUACAGGUAUCUGAAAAUUUGGCUUGCUAUAGAAAGGGUUCGUUUGAUAAAAGUUAAUUUUGGUCUAAUUAAGACCAGAGAUUGCCACGGUCAAAAUUGUGGCUCCGGCUCCGGCUCUUAGCUCCCAGAGCCGGAGCCGAGGCCAAAUUUGCAGCUCCGGCUCCGGCUCCCGGCUCCCAUGAAAAGCUUAAAAAGGUUUGCGGCUCCGAAUCCGAGCCGGCUCUCCGGAGCCAAGAGCCGGCUCCGGAGCCGUGGCAAUCUCUGAUUAAGACUGACCUCACAAAGCCUCAACAACUUUUAUAUCUCUUUAUUUUCCAGGUCUAUCUCACCUCACAUUCGGCCAGUCGAAUGGGCGAUCGUCGGCCAAGCCAGGGCUCCAGAACGCCGGUCUCUCGCGCCAGCCGUCAUAGUUAUACUCCAUCGGUUGCGGAACGCCCACGAAUCCACACCUCCUUCUCGCAAACUUCGGCGAUGAAAGCAUUGGAUUCGACGCAGAAACGGUUGGACGACGAGCUCAGAGCGCUGCGAAAUCGACAAUUCUCAACUGAACAUUAA
Bursaphelenchus xylophilus (pine wood nematode) is the source of this 9436-nucleotide messenger RNA. NCBI's taxonomy places the organism in Eukaryota, Metazoa, Nematoda, Chromadorea, Rhabditida, Aphelenchoididae. The record is from the annotation of a GenBank genome assembly.